ACCAUGCAGCAGGUGCCGGAUCUGCUAUUGCAAAGAUGUGUUAGUCUGAUGGCCUCUGUGUAUGGUCAAAGCCUCCAUCACUCCAGCAAGAGUGGCAGGUCUCUGGAUGUGGAUCAACUGAAAAAUGCCAUCUCUACCAUCUUUGGCAUGUGGCUUGAAAACUACGCAGACCAGUUCAAUCAGCCACCAAAGUUCGCAUGCCUCAAGCAGCUUCUGGAGUAUGUGCAAGUGCACAUGCCUGGCUCAGACUUGGAGCACCGUGUGUACCUUCUAUUGAUGCAGCUGGAAGACAAGGAGACCAAGAGAGCCAUGACUGAGUAUCCAGGUCAAGUGGAGAGUGAGAAUCAGCUCCAGCAGCAGCUUCCAAACCAGAGGCAGAUCCACAACCCAUGCUGGAGUGAGAGUUAGCUUUGCUAAUAGCUCCAGUGCCACUAUACCCAUAAAGCCACCUCGGUCUAUAUUUA
Octodon degus (degu) is the source of this 464-nucleotide messenger RNA. RefSeq names its product ral guanine nucleotide dissociation stimulator-like. The transcript is spliced from 4 exons. The record is from RefSeq and is a predicted model, not a curated record. Bases 4 to 408 code for a protein of 134 amino acids. Lineage: Eukaryota; Metazoa; Chordata; Mammalia; Rodentia; Octodontidae.